AUGGCCGCUACAGGCCGAAAUCGAUGGGUCUCGUUGAAGAUCAUGACAGCAGAUCUACGAGAUUCACGAGAUUUGGAAAAAUUGAAAGUUUUAGGAAGUCAUUCUCGAGGAGGACUUUCUUCAAACUAUAUCGUUCAGCUGCUUGAUUCCUUCAGUCAUGAAGGCCCAAACGGAGUUCACCAAUGCCUUGUAUUUGAGUUGCUAGGCCCUUCCGUUGAUAGGGUUCUCGCAGAUUACCGCGAGGGUCAUGACAAACUCUGCCCCGAAACUGUACUUCAGAUGUCUACGCAGCUUUUGAAAGCUCUCAAGUUUAUACAUAGUGCUGGAAUGAGUCACGGUGUCCUUGGAACUCCAGAGAUCGAGCUGCUGGCCCGGGUCGAUGGCGCACCUUUGCAUAAUGGACUGCCAACCCAGCUGGUGAAGGCAGCAGAGUGGGUCGAGUGGGUAGAUGAAGACGACGAAGAAAUUCGUCUGCUUGAUGUUGGAGAGAGCUUUCUUCAAGGGGAGGAACCUAACGUGUUGGCUCAGCCAGGAACAUUACGGGUACCCGAGACAUUUUCACAGACAAUUUUGAUUAUCGCGUCGAUUUGUGGCGCGCAGGGUGCAUGCCAUGAUCUGACAAUGGAACAAGGCGAGUAA
Molecule: messenger RNA, 639 nt
Organism: Aspergillus oryzae RIB40
Lineage: Eukaryota; Fungi; Ascomycota; Eurotiomycetes; Eurotiales; Aspergillaceae
Exons: 4
Coding region: 1-639 (212 amino acids)
Biological process (GO): protein phosphorylation
Molecular function (GO): protein kinase activity; ATP binding
Source: RefSeq, a predicted model, not a curated record